GACAGAGGGGACGUGCCAUACACAUAGACAUUAUAACCAGGCCAUACAGUCACUGGGACGUGCUCGCGCUCGGCCACCGUGCGUGAGUGACAGUCGGGAAGUGCAUCUCUACUGCAUCCUUCCAUCUGCUCCGAAACUGAGAGAAUUCAGUUGGUAUCUGUUGGUUGGUUAAAUUCAUCGUGGGCUUUUUAAGCAGAUUGAUAAAUGUGAAAACAUAGACCAGGAGUUUUAACGGGAAGAAACUGACAUUGUUACGAAAAUGAACGAGACAGAGAACAUCCCACUUGCAGAAUACGAUUUCGAACGACAAUUCGAUGAAAAGGGGGCUCUCGAAUGGAUGCAAGAAAACUGGAGCAAGUCCUUUAUGUUCUGUGGGCUGUAUGCUGCGAUCAUUUUUGGGGGCCAACACUUCAUGAGAGAGAGGCCCAAGCUAAACCUGCGCCGACCCCUUGUCCUCUGGUCACUCAGUCUGGCCAUCUUCAGUAUCAUCGGAGCGGUCAGAACCGGUUGGUACAUGUUCCAUGUCCUCAACAAAAGCGGUUUUAAGCAGUCGGUGUGUGACACCAGCUUCUACAGCGCCCCUGUCAGCAAGUUCUGGGCCUACGCCUUCGUCCUGAGCAAGGCCCCAGAGCUGGGUGACACGGUGUUCAUCGUGCUCCGUAAGCAGCGCCUCAUCUUCCUCCAUUGGUACCACCACAUCACAGUGCUGGUCUACUCCUGGUACUCCUACAAGGACCAGGUGGCAGGCGGCGGCUGGUUCAUGACCAUGAACUACCUGGUCCACUCCUUCAUGUACACCUACUACGCUGCCCGGGCUGCGGGCUACCGGGUGCCACGACCCUGCGCCAUGGUCAUCACGGCCACCCAGAUCAUGCAGAUGAUGAUGGGGCUUGCUGUCUUAGGCUUGGUCUACCAUUGGAUGCACGAAGUGCGCUGUCCCUCCUACAUGCCCAACAUCGCCUGGGGCUCGCUCAUGUACCUCAGCUACCUGGUCCUGUUCGCCUCAUUCUUCUACAAGUCCUACCUCAAGGGCGCCGCUUACAAGGUUGGCAAGGGAUCCAAGGCCGAGUAGGGGCUGGAUUCGUCAGAGGCAAGUUGCACACUGGGCAAGUCAUAUUAGAGUGUGUGCCUAAUUGAGAAGAAUAUCGCGUUGUGCCAUGAUGUGAGUCACAACUGGUUUUAAUGGUUGCUGGGUCCACGGCAAUUGUGACGAGCCAUUUUUUCCCCACCCCGACUUUGUAUAGCUGUAGCUUAUCUAACGAACUAGAACCAAGGAUUACAUGAUAAUAGAACGGUCGUUGAGAGUGGACCGGGGAACCAGUACAUGGUCAACACAGUUUAAUAUACUAUGAUCGAUGGAUGAAAGAAAGGGAGGAGACAGAUAGAGAGAGAGGUCAGUUUGUGUUUGACUAAUGUUCUACUCGCUUCAUUUUGAUUUCUUGGCUUCGUUAAUCAGUCUCUUUGACCAGCUGCUUCAGUCAGAGUCCAGUGAAAAACAGCCACAUGUGGCCUGAGGCGUCUCCAAGGGCAGUUUACAACCGCGUUUGCAGUCUGCACGUUCAGUGAAUUUGACAGUCACAGGUGUUCAUUCAUACAGAAAGAAAGACUCCUAGUGAAAUCUGGUGCUUUUUAGACCAGCGCUGAGAAUUAUCUCACUAACUUAUAGGAAGUGUAUUGAAGUGAUGAUUAAAAGGAAUUAAUGAAGGAUAAUGUUUCUGUUUUAGUUGUAGGGAAUUUUCUGGGAAUGGGUGGGAGGAGAUGAGCGCACUGAAGGGAUUGACACUCGCAACAAUGUGUCCAUUGUAAAUAAUAUAUCUUAAGAAUGUAUUUAUUUUCUUAAAAUCUCAAGUCUCUGGUGGUACUUAAAGUGUACCAGGAAAUAGUGUGACUCACUAAGGUUCUGCCUGUCUUAAAUUGUGCAGUUUGAGUUUUGCACUUUUGUAUUUUAAACAGUUUUCUUUACAUCACAACAAUGCACAAUAUUGUUUAGUUUUUUUUAAAGUCUUUCUACAUCUGUUCAUUAAAGAAAGGGAAGUCCCCUGGCACCACAUUGCUUCUUAAAGGGAAAAGUCAUGAAGGUUAUCUUUGCUUCUUAAAGAGAAGGUCAUGAAGGUUAUCUUUGCUUCUUAAAGGGAAGGUCAUGAAGGUUAUCAUAAUGUCUGUGUGGUAAGAGUUGCAUUGUCAUGUAAGAACUAUUUGAGUCUAAGAGGUCAACUUUUUUGAUUUUCACAUUUGAUAGAUAUUGCUUUUCUACAUGGUAGAAGAAAAUAUCCAUAUUCUUAUAUACUAGUAUGAAAACCAAGGACACAUUCCUUUUUCUUUCCUCCUAUUUUAAAUAUGACCACCAGUGCAGAUUGGAUAGGGGCUCAGGUCAAGACAGCGAAAUAGUUUUUGUUGUUGUCUAGAAAUCUAGUAGAUGCAGAAAAUAGUGUCUUGUAAGCACACCUAACCACUAGUGAGUUUUAACCCUUGGCAGCUUGUGUGUCUUUCUUUAUGUUUAUUAUGGAGCUGUACUGUAUUAUCUCCCUCCUACCCAUAAUCCUAGAGCCAUACUGGUGUGAGCACAUGUUCUUUAAUGUAUGUUUGUAUCACACUGAGAGUAGUUACCAUAGCUUAAAGUACAGGGACUCUUUUGAAGGGUAAUGGUAACUACUAACACUUGCCUAACACUUGCCUUCAUAAGCACUACUUAUAACCCCCAUAACCUAAGCUGUGACUUCAAGUGUCAUAGAUCUCAUAGUCUAUCUAUGGGUUUAUUAGCUUCCAGCACAAAGUGAGACAGUCUAGCCUGUACACAACUGGUAGUCGCCAAAUGUCUUAAAGGGAAAUUUCAAAAUGGUUCAACUUCAUAUCCAUCAUUUCCAGCACUACUCCAACAUCAUGCAUCAUCUGGUGUGCAUCGUAUGAUUUUAACUAAGUAGUAGGCAAUGCCUACUCAUCAUUGGUUGAAAUCAUACCAGAUGAUGCCAUUGGAAAAACGUACCUUCCUUCAUCUUUUUGACUACAAAACAUAGAAACGUGCCAUUUUCACGUAUGCUGAUGUUGGGGUAGUGCUGAAUAUGAAGUUUACAUUUUUUCAAAAAUGUCUUUGAAAUAGUGCUUCUAAUCCUAUUAUAAUGUUGUGUUUAUGAAGGAGUUACACUGCCCUUAUGUAAUACCCUUCAUAUGACUCAGCUGUAACACCUGAUGCUGGAGCAGGCACAUACUGUACUACCAUUAUUAUAGACUAGUCCAAUGAGCUUAGCAGUGUUUAGAAGUGUGAAUAUUUUUUAAGGCCAUACUAAAUCUGCAAAGUACAUUUCUUUCACUUGGCUGUCGUUGUGUCAAUAAUGCUGAUAUUGCGAUCAUGAUGUGACAUUAUAAAUGUUGUCCACCCUCCACCUUGAAACCGACGGUUGCAUUUUAGUUGUAAAAUAUCAGGAUGAUAAUACGCAGGGUAUAAACUUCGUUUCUAAUACAUUGAUUCGUGUGCCAAAUGAUGCUUCUGCAGAUUUCUACUCUGUUAGGUAAAUGUGAGCAGAGUUAUUGUUUGUGUGUUGUCUUUGCUGAUGUAGAGUGUAAGAAAACAUGCUUAUGCAUCCCUGUGAGUAUGCUGUCUAGUACGUAACUGAUAUGAGAGGGCAAAAAAACUGUCUUAAGGGCUUUAAUGUUUAAAUGUGCAGAUUUUAAAUGUCAAAACAAUAAAUUCAUGUCUGUUUUGAAA
Messenger RNA from Salmo salar (Atlantic salmon), 3703 nucleotides. Its product is annotated as very long chain fatty acid elongase 6. Gene Ontology annotation, biological process: very long-chain fatty acid biosynthetic process; fatty acid elongation, polyunsaturated fatty acid; sphingolipid biosynthetic process. Gene Ontology annotation, cellular component: endoplasmic reticulum; endoplasmic reticulum membrane. The record is from RefSeq and is a predicted model, not a curated record. NCBI's taxonomy places the organism in Eukaryota, Metazoa, Chordata, Actinopteri, Salmoniformes, Salmonidae. Gene Ontology annotation, molecular function: fatty acid elongase activity.